AAGGGAAAUCACUUGCAAAAUAAAACGAAUCCAUUGAGCCAUUGAGUAGGUCUGAAGAAUCUCUUUUGGAACGCUUGGUCUUGGUUGUGCUUGGAUGUCCAAGUUUCCAUGGGCACUGACUGUGAAGGAUGAGGGCAGCAUAUGCCUCACUCUCAGAACAUAGAACUCUGAAUCAGCCUUGUUGACUUGACCACCUUCAGACUUUGUGUUUAGCUCACUGUUUACUACACUAUGAUACCAUAGACUAUGACAUAAAGAAUAGUAUUGUUCUAAUCGUACUUUCAGUAGCCAAGACUCUGAUGCUACUUUUUUCUCAUGAUUUAUGGCAAUGAUAAUUUCUUAAUUUCGUAAUAAUUUCAUACUACGGAAAUGAAUGAUAUAAUGGCAAAGAGUAGAAAAAUGAGUUACAAAUCAUGGCAGCUGGAGCAGAAGACCUUGGAUUAGAAAUAUGAAUUUCCUUUAAGAAAAAUAAAUACAGUGUGAGGGCCUCUGGUAACUCAUUGCUAUCUUUCAUAAUGCAUACCAUCCACCAGAUUGCAAAAUAUUCAAUGAAAAAACGAAAGCGGAGCUUUUUGUCAGUGCUGUGCUGUGUUAUGAUCGUGUAUGCUGGUGUCCAGUUCAUGUAUCUGAAUGAUGACUACAGCCCACUCCAGCUUUUGUCAAGCGUGGAAAAUGAAGCCACCCGUUUAAUGAGAUUCAUGGGUCAAGUCCAUUUGCAGUGCAAUGUCUCUCUGCCCACUAACAACGCCAGCACUUGGGUCCUGUGUCUUGACCAGGAUGUUGGUCUCCAUUUAUGGAGUGACGAGACAUACAAAGAUGGAAUUGUGUACUCAAUAGGACCAUCUCCUGACUUCAGUUUUGAAAGAAUGGUGGCUGACAAUUUGUCUCACCAUUUGUACAUCUUCUCUGCGCCAGUACCUUAUAGAAACCAACUUAUUCGCAUCAGCAACACUACCAGCGUUUUUAAAGUCAACAUAGUUCCCAAUGACCCAGCCGAUUUUGCCCGCAACUCGUUUGACACUCAAACUUUGAACUCGGUGAUGUCCACCUUGAAGCAUGGCCAGAUUGAUGUUCUGAAGUUAGACAGCAACGUAGAGGGCGUACAGUCAUAUGAUGUCCUCCGCUUCCUGGUAGAGGAUGGUAUCCUCAAAAAAGUCAAGGAGUUGCAUAUUGUCCUGAAAUUAGAUAAAGUGGAGGAGGAUGACAUCUACAGUUGGUACCGUGCCCUGUAUGGACUUUUUCACACAGCUGGGUUUCGUUUGUACCACUCUUCUACCUCCGACCCUCUGUGUCUCCAAGCGACAAUCAUGGAAUCUUGUAUUUAUUAUAUGUCCUGGGUGAGAAAACCCCCGCCUCACAUCCUGGUCAUGUACCCGCCAGCAAUUGAUGGUUCUCUCCACAAUGAAGAAGAUCGCAUGGUUAAUUUCUUAGAGCAGUCAUCUUCUCAGGACCAUAGAUUUGUGCCAGUGCCCUUCAACUCAGGGGGACAGGGAAUGAGUAUCUUCAUGCCUUUGACCUUGGCUCCUCGCAAAUUUCGAGCAAGCUCAGUUUUCUUUUUUCAAGGCCAGAAUGAUAUGCCUGUGGAGUCUGUGCCAGGUUCCAAAGGUAUCCACUGCCAGGCCUACACACUCAGCUAUGAGAUUACAAAUGGCAACUCUCUCACAGUGUACCAGCGUAGACAGUCGUCAUCCAGAGAAGAAGCAAAAUGGGAAGAACUGACCACGUCAACAUGGCUGAAGCUGCUAAAAGAGUCGGGUGCCAACAUUUUGGUCCUUAACAUAGUCCCAGGCUGGACACUGUUGUCUCAACUUUCAUAUCAUGGCAUUCCAAAGUACCUGGAUGAGGUUGUGAUCAAAGAUCCCAUGUUCUCUGCCGGCUCAGCCGUCAAGCAGCAGCCUAUGUAUUUGCGCAGGAAGUACAGCGAGAUGAAGAGGCUGGAGGAGUUCGGUCUGCGGCUGACUCAAGUUGGCAAAUUUCCGGAGAACACGCUCAAAUUUGGGACACAGGAAAUGUACUGGCUUUACUUUGUGAGGAAGACUGUACUCUGAUGUUGAGUGGUCCCAGUGUUGUUUCAUGUCUUUAUUGUCAGUUGAAUCUAUAGAGGCCAGCAUUUAGCCUAAAAGGCAUCAGUACUUUGCCAUAGCACAGAUGAAGAUGGAACCCUAUUGGCGUACAGGCAGGAUGGGACAAAUGAUUUUAAAUAAAACAGUUCCUAUGAAUAUGAUAUGCUCCACAUGGUUAUCUUGAUAGUAAAAGGCUUUUAAUUUCGUGUCCAUACCACUGCUGUUGAGCACAAAAAGACAUGAAUUAUUGUAUAUAUUUAUACAUGUGUACUGACAGUGCAAUUGGAACAUACUUGUUAUACAUAUAUUUAUGGAAACUUUUGGCCCAUCCUGUGUAUGAACUCGUGGUUUAUAUAUUUAUUCUGUGCUCCUCACAUACCUCACAGGUAUGACGUGCUGUGCUUUAUGGAGAGAAGCUUAAGAAAACGCCAGGAAAAACAGCAAUAGUUAAAAUGUUCUCAAGUUUGUGCCUUUGGGCGAAUUUAUUUACAUUGUACUUUUAAUUCAAUAUUUCUGAAUUUUGAAAUGAGCAGGGCCUUUUCUCGCCUAUCGUGUUACUACAGUUAAACAACAGCAUUGUUUCAACAACAUAUCAUGCUCUUGAAACAGAAUAAUGUGGGGACUGUGGGAGAAGUUCUACCCAUAAAAAAAUUUAGAUGCUUGAAUAGUGUAUUGUGGUGCAGUACCACCUAACUUUCAUAACAUGCUGUGCUAUGUUGGUAGAGAAGCCACUGGUGUGUGCUCUAUGGGCUUCCACAGCUUCUCACGUACAGCCAGGAAGCGCAUGUGAUGCCAUGCUUUAUGUAUUUUUAAUCUCUGUAGGCUUUGUAAUGUGGGUGAAGUCACUAUGUUGUAUUUAUGAUGUGAGAGAAAGGGUUUGUAGUUGCUUCAAAGUGUGUCCUCCUCUUAGAAUGAUCACAUUAAGUUUAAUGUGAUUUGAUAUACAUGUGUAUGGGAACAUGAAUGCAUAUAUGCCUUGGGGUAAGUUUGUCUCUGAAUGUAUCUUUUUAUGGUUUAGUUUGUGCAAUGGUAAAAUGAUAAAAUGUCUUUAAUACUUUCACUACCAGUAUUGUCCUUGUUCAUAUACAUGCACAUUCACAAAGCUUCAUUACAUAAGCGUCUUGUAAACCUCCACUUUGAUUUUCACUCCACCUGUCAAGAACUUUUGAGCAAUGUCCAAAAUUAAGCUGAAAUUGUGUUAUGUUGUGUGUGGAAAUUUAAAGAUUUGAAAGUACCUAAAUGUUUUGUGAAGAGAUAAAUAUGUUUUGAUUUAUAAGAACUUCUAAGCUGCUUUUUUUUUUACAACCAUAAAUGAAAAAGAGGAAUAAGACCAAAUGGUUCCAAAGGAAAGGGCAAAGGUGCAAGAUUCAGUCACUUUUCAUAUCUCCGGUUAUCACUGAUUGUUAUCGUACUAAAUGGGCUUCCUAAAUCCUGAAAUCACUCAUCUACAGAUGAAGCUAUUGUGCCACAGUAUAAGAUAGGAUGAUUUGAAUCUCGAUUAAAUGCCUAGUUAUUUUUACGUGAUGUUUUUCUUCGACUGUCAGAAUGAUAUAAUGGUGCGAAUGAUAUAUUGAUAUGAAAUUAAUGUCGUGUAAACUUGCGUUCUUUAUCUCAGUUUAUCUGUGGGAAGUUGGUGCUGAAAAAAGGGACAGUUAAUGUACUACUGUGACUGCAAAGAGAUUCAUUCUCAUUCCAUGAUGAGCAUUUUUUUCCCCAAAGUAUGAGAAAUAAAGAAUGACAGAAAAUAUCAGGCAUAAUCAUUUUGAACAAAAAGUACUUCAUCAAGCAACUGUAAAUAAAAACUCACAUUAUCAUCUUCUGAAUCACUUUUAAGUCUCCAUUUGUUGAUCUCUUUGGUCAUCAUCGACGGAUUGUUACAGGCACAGUUGCUAUCUGACUUCAUAGAAUCUGCUGUGUUUUGCUGGUAGGUUCCUGUUGCAGCAGGAAAUCAGUGAAAAGGACCACAAAACUGACAUUAGCUCUCGUCUCCUCUUCGUAGAUGAAAGCGAAAAUGUUGGAAAUUAGUCUAGAAAAGAGUUUAAUAGAAAUAAAAGCAAAGUGAACAUGGUGCCAACAAUGCAGGGACAGACUCCGUUCUCCCUGCACUUGAGUGACCAUUGUUGAUGCUGUUUGAGAUGAAAUGGGGAGAAUGAGUUGAAUAGAUUGGUAUUACUUCCACAUCCUACAAAUUUGGUCUCUUGAGGAAAUAUGCGAGUCUUUCGGGAAGAUGCGGUGCUGUAAGCCAUGGGGAAGUCACUCUGUUCUGUAUUAUUAUAUGUCCUUCACGUUUGAUGUAAAUUAUUUUUUGUUUGUUUGUUUGUUGGGGAGGGGUUUUUUUUUUUUCUUGUUUUUUUUUUGGGGGGGGGGGGUAAUUGUCUUUUGCAGGCAUUUUAAUAAGUUAUUUAUUUUAUAUUACUGUUCAGUGCAAUGUACUUUUCAUUAUGUCGCUGAUGGUCUUGUUUAUUUUGUGAAUUGUUAUUGUACAUGUAUGUUUUAGGGGACAAUAAUUAGAACUUGGUGGGCUGGAAGUAUUUAUUUUUUCAACAGAACAGUUUAGUAGAAGUGAAAUGGUCUUUGCUGUGUUUUUGUAUUACUUUUAGUUUACAACAUUCUCAGUUAUUUACCGUCAUGUGGAGGAAUUUGUCUCUUUUUCAAACCCUCUGAUUCUCUUCAAGACCAAUGUUCUGUGAGACUUACUUUAUUAUAUUUCUCCAAAAUUAUUUUCUUCACAACCAUGCAUCAUAAUGUGCACCAUUUCAUGGCUUAUACUUUUGCAAAUGUUUUGUUGUUAUUGCUCUUCAUAUCCUGCGGAGUCACAGAGUCAUUGUCAGCAGUCUUUUUGCAUCCAGUUGUUUAGUGUACAGUGGAAUCUGCUCAAACCUACAAAAAUAAAAGUAUUACAAGUUUUCUACAGGCAUUUUUUCUUAAGUUUUCUUAUUGCAAUCUAUUUCAAAGAAAAUUCUAUGUACCAUGUUCUCUCCUUAAACCGAAGUUUGCUGAAUGGCAGAUUUUCCUCAGCUUGGUCAAGUUUUCGGUUUAGAGAGAGAUUCCUCAAAUAGAAAUAGAAGAGGAAAAAAACUACUAGGGAUUUCAUUUUCUUUCGGUUUACUGCUUUUUUUGGAUUAACCAAGUUCAGGUUAUCCAGACUCCACUGUAUAUAAAAUGUGGCCUGUUACUUUUUGUUUGAUCAAAGACAGGAGUUAUUUUAUGCAAGAUUAUUUGAAGGAGACUCUGCUAUCUUCCUCUGCACUAUGUCUGCAAUUCCAGCUACAUUGUGAAUUUUUAAAAAAUUAAAUGUGUAAAACACUUAACUUUCUCCUUUUCAACCCAAAGCCUCUCAAUGUUCUUUUCACCUGCCCUAUAAGCAGGUAAAUUCAAGUAGUUGGUGCUGUGCAGCUAUGGACCUUUUAACUUGCCAGCUUCCUGAUACGUAUUGUAGUUAAUCAAAAUUUUACCUACUUUGCAGUGGGCACGUAAACAGUAUUUGAAUUGCCCUGGCUAAAGAAGAUCAUGUAUGAACAACAUUGUACAACGAAGAAAAUCAAAUCAAAGUUCUCGUUCCCUUAUCCCCAGUUCUCACUGCUGGUUUUCAAGUAUUGCUGGCAGCUGGUCUGCAUUUUUUCCUUUCUCUCUACGGCCAUUUUUAAGUAGAUAUGUCAUGUAGCCCCACGUAUGUAUCAUUUAUAACUUUUAAGAAAUUGUUUAAACUGUAAGACUGCUCCUGUGUGGAUAUCCAUGUUUUGUUUGAAAGUUGUGAAUAUUGAUUUAACGGGCACAGUUAAUGGAUAAUUAUUUAUUGUCGUAUUUUUCGAACCGUGUAACUGCAUUAUAAAUAGAAAAGCAGGUACAUUUUGUGCUCAUAAUUUUCAUUAUUUGUGUGCGUGAUCAUACAGUGAGACUGUGACAGAAGCAGUUGCUCGUAAAUCAAAAAAGCAUGUGUGAUGAUAGCGAUAUUAAUUUUUAUAUAUAUAUAUUGCUAGUGUGCAUAAAUUUGUAUGAGUGAGCAUUUGGUUUCAAGUUUUUAACUAUGGCAGAUAAAAAUGUAUUAUUGUUGGUGUCAGAUGCAAAUGGGUCAUGUCCAUGCAAGCUAAUUUUUCAGGAGCAAAAAAACUGCAUACUGCAUUACAUUUAGGAAAAAAAUGAAAAUUUGGUCACUAUGAUUUGUAAAUGUGUUUGAGGAAUAUAUGUUUGCAUUGCAUUAAGUUUGAUAUUACACCCCCUUUUGGAAGAUUUUAUGAACGAAACAAAGGUGUUUAAAAAAAGAAAUCUCAGACACGGCCACUUUGCUCCUGACACUAUUGUUAUGGUACUAUUGGAUCGUAGAAUAAAUACUUUUUAUUGUGGAGAAACUCCAAAAAAA
Aplysia californica (California sea hare) is the source of this 6423-nucleotide messenger RNA. RefSeq lists its product as uncharacterized. The record is from RefSeq and is a predicted model, not a curated record. Lineage: Eukaryota; Metazoa; Mollusca; Gastropoda; Aplysiida; Aplysiidae. Bases 516 to 2048 code for a protein of 510 amino acids. The transcript has 8 exons.